Molecule: messenger RNA, 1209 nt
Organism: Diachasma alloeum
Lineage: Eukaryota; Metazoa; Arthropoda; Insecta; Hymenoptera; Braconidae
Gene: Or37
Product: odorant receptor 22c
Exons: 3
Coding region: 1-1209 (402 amino acids)
Biological process (GO): sensory perception of smell; detection of chemical stimulus involved in sensory perception of smell
Cellular component (GO): plasma membrane
Molecular function (GO): odorant binding; olfactory receptor activity
Source: RefSeq, a predicted model, not a curated record
AUGAAGUACAAAGAAGAAAUUCAUGAGUUGCAGUGGAAUCGGGAUAUGCAUUACGCCCUUGGCUUCUCGAAGCUGUGGUGCAGAGCUGUAGGUGUCUGGCCUUGGCAACGCAAUGAAACGUCGUCUAUCGUACGAAGUGGAUUAUUCUUUACAAUUCAGAUCGCUGCGGCUGUGUCGCUAAUGGAACGCCUCUUCGUUCAUGGAAACUGUGGGUCAAUGCCAAAUUUCAUAGAGGCCUUGACUGGAAUCACUGUAUUCAUGGUAACAGCGAUGAAAAUUCUUCUCCCUUGCCUCCAGCAGGAACAAAUGCGCCACAUUAUCCAGUCAGCAAUGGAAGAUUGGUCGACCGUUUCCGACGCAAGAUCUCGUCAAAUUAUGAGCCAAUACGCCUUUUGGGGGCGUUUAGCUUACAGCAUUCAAAUUACCGCAGCAUUUAUCAUUGUACUGGAGAUGACAGUAUCUCGGCUUCCUAAAUUCAUUAUUGAAACAACGGAGAACAGUAGUUUAUCAGCGCGGAAUCUCAUAUUGGGACCUCCAUGCUGGAUUCCUGUUACCAUGCCCACCAGUUCCUACUUGUUACACUAUUACUUGAUUUUUUUCAGCGUGUGGGGCGCCGUACUCAUAUACCCAGGCUGCGAUGCAUUCAUGUUCAAUGCUGCGUUGCAUAUUUGUGGUCAAUUUGAAAUACUCAAUUCAAGUAUAGAAAAAAUCACGGAUGAAGACGGUCAUUUGAACCAAAGGCUAAGAAUCAGAGAGUCCUUGAAGCGACAUAAUAAAUUACUAACGCUGGGCAAUCAGCUCAACGACAUGGCGAAUCUAAUUAUUUUCUCGGAACUUCUCAGCAAUGGCUUCCUCAUUUGUGUUUCAGGGAUUGCAGUUCUUGCUAACAUCAAGAAUGGGAGUGUGAAUAAUGAUGAUAUCAACUUUGGAAUAAGAAUAUAUGUUUGGUAUAUGGAGCUGUUCAUGUAUACUUAUGUUGGUGAAAAGCUAUGCGAUCAAGCUGAAAAAUUCCAAAACGCAGUAUACAACUGUUCCUGGUAUAAUAUGUCAGCGAGCAGUGCUAAAGAUAUUAAAUUCAUUAUGAUGAGAAAUCAUUCUUUUUGUUAUUUGACGGCUGGUGGAAUUUUCGUUAUGAAUUAUGAGGCUUUCAAGGACAUUACUAGGAUCAUGUUUUCAUGCUUUUCUGUUCUCAAAUUGGUAUUGGAAUAA